Messenger RNA from Sabethes cyaneus, 5330 nucleotides. RefSeq names its product serine protease filzig (gene flz). The record is from RefSeq and is a predicted model, not a curated record. Lineage: Eukaryota; Metazoa; Arthropoda; Insecta; Diptera; Culicidae. Gene Ontology annotation, biological process: proteolysis. The transcript is spliced from 9 exons. The coding region runs from base 903 to 4973 and encodes 1356 amino acids. Gene Ontology annotation, molecular function: serine-type endopeptidase activity.
UAUAAAUCUCUCAUUCGUUAGCUCAAACGCAGCCACGAGCAACUUUUCUCCGCUCCAAACGAGCGAAACUGUUAAAGUCUAAUUCGCGCGAAAGAAAGUGGUCUGCGUGGUUUGUUGUGUAUACGCGGGAGCGGGUACGGAAAAAGAAAGUCGGAUCACUGCUGCCACGAUCGACAAGCCGAGCCUAUAGUCAAGUGGCGGUCGCGGUGGUGUGAGCAGUGAGUGUGUUGUCGGUGGUGAAAUGAGCCAAGCCACAGUCCAUAGCCAUAGAAGAGUGGUUGGCUGAUACGAGGUAGCUUAACAUACCCAAGGCUGCCAGCUGCCAGCUCAAACUGUUUUCGGCCGUUUCGCGGACUGGUUGGUACUUUCUAUUUUGCUCUCGCUCGAGCUGGCGCAGGGAGCUCGAAACUGCGCUCCAGCAGACGUAUCGCUUCGUACGGAUUGCAGUGUGUGCCUGGGUGUUUGCGCUUGCGGUUUUUGGCCGCGUUACAGAAACGAAACGCAACAGAAGCGAAAACCAACGGAUUGUUUGCAAAUGCUAAUUAUUAAAAUUUCUCAACUUUCCUAACGUCAUAGUGUCUGGCAUCGGCCACCGAUAUUCGAUGGUGUUCGUCCUGCACGUGGUCACGAUUCUCAAUGGAAUUGAUUAAAAACAAAUAAAGUCCGGAAAGAAUUCCGACUAUCUACCUACGUAGACGUAAGUGCGAUAGAUCCCCGCCGGGAAAGGUCUAAACAGUGUAGAUAAGCACCGGUGACGAGAACAAAGCCGAUCAGAAAAAAGGGACGUGGUCUUUUUUUUUGUCGAUAAAAUUUUUUUCCGUAGCAGAGUGACGUGAUUGAGAGUGAAAAUAAAACGCAAAUAUUCCGGUGUGCACGCUGAAGUGAUUCAUUUACUGCGUAGCAUGUUGUUCAAGAUGAAACAACUUUGCGGCCCAGGAGCGGCACUGGUAGUGUCGUUGCUCGUCAUCGCCGGGACAUUUCUGGAUUCAGCGGAUGGGAUGAGCUUAACCAGCGAAAGAGAAAGUCGAAGGUUAUUUGGAGGCUAUCGGAUAAUGCCAAAAUUUUGCAACGCCACAAGGUCACUGCUGAAGCGAGACUCGGAGCGACGGGGUCCAACGAUUUGCAUGUUCAACCACGAGUGCUUCCAACGGCAAGGUGAAGUUGUGGGAGCCUGUAUGGAUGGUUUCCUGUUCGGCACUUGCUGCGAAUUGCCGCUUAGCACUGAUGCUGCCCUGGUGACAGAUUCGCUGAUGGAGCAGUUCGGAACAGAUAUUACAGAGAGCACACCCCAGUCGCCGCUCAACUAUGCCAUCGCCAGUCAGUACGAGAAAUUCGGCAGUCAGCAAUCCGGCUCUGGUUCCGCACUCGAAUCAGUAGCCUACGAACCAGUCAAGUUAGAAGAAACGCCAACAAAAAACAACAGUGACAGCGAAGUAAAAGCACCAAACUCUACGCCUAAUCGAAUUCCUAUAUUCAAUAAAUUGCAUAAUAAUUACAUCGGAAAUGACGAAUUGGAUGAAGAUAUUGUGCAAAGCAAUCUUAAUAAGCAUAAAUAUGAACUGGAAGACAGUGCAGUUUCUAUAUACUCUCCAUCAACAUCCAACAUCAAAUCUGAAGAAAUUGAAAUCGCAACAACGGUUACUCCACCACCGAUUAUAGUUGACAGUAACAAUACCAAUUACAUUAAAGUUGAGAUUGACAACCAGCACAAUGUCUAUAGCUCUGAGAUACCGUCUUCUCUGAAUGCCUACAACGAUUUUAACUUAUUCGACGCAAUUAAUACAGGUCCAGGUGCAUCCAUUGAAACGAGCACUGAUAUCACAUCCGCUGGUGUUCAGAUGAUUGCAAGCCAAAUCUACCAGGAAAACCAGUUAUUCGAUCACAGUGACAUAACCCACCCGGAAGCCGAAACGAUUCUCAUCAACGAGAAUGGAACCGUUGAUCAAAGUUAUGCAGACCCCAAUGAUUUUACUAACCAUGAGUUCAUGACUGACAUAUUAACAACCGAGAAACCAUCCAAAGUGACUUAUCCAAAGCCCCAGUUUAAGCCCAAGCCCAAGCCAACGCAAGGAACUGAACCUAAUAAUUACGUACUUGUACAUACCAUUUCUACCGACUCCAAAGAUAGCGAAAACCAAACUACGAAACCAACUGUUUCGGUACACAACAUUCAUUCAAUCGAAUCUAUCAUACUCAUGUUGAAUGAAACAAACCUUGGACCGCAAUAUGAAACUGACAAUAAUAAUCCCGAUAAUAUUGAUGAGACUAAAAUCGACAAUGUAACUCUAGCACAGACCACAUACGAGACGACUUCCCCAGAAACUUUUGCCACGGCCUCUAUCGAUUACGAUAAAUAUGGGUCAACAAGUUUCUUCAUUACAAAACCUCCGAAAACCAGCCCCCCAGAAACCUCUUUGUCCACAAAAGUCCCUUCGACAAGUUACGUCUACAGUCCAAAGCCUACCCGACGACCUAUUCUGGAACCAAUUGUAGUCCAAGCGACUCUGCUAACAAGUGGUUACGGAACAACUGCAGUCACGCAGAAAGAGCCAGUUAUCUCCGUAUCCACGUCUCGUCCACCACCAACAAAACUCAUUGUUACAGCUGGCCCUUCAAAACGACCAGCCAUCAUAACCAGCGAACCGGAACACUCUCUCACAUCGGGUUACUAUACCAUUUCAACAAGUUCGCCUUCUGCACCCGUUGCUAUCUCUUCGGUCCAACCGACCAAAAAAGUUACAACAGUACCAACCAAGCGUCCGCCACCAUCAACGACCGUAAAGCUACCCGAAUAUAUCGUACAAUCAUCAACCUUAUCCCAUCAGUCUCCGUCUACCCUAGCGAAUGUUAACUACGUACACAUUUCCAGCGCUUCAGACAACCCAUCUCCAACCGUGCAUAUAACUCCUAAACCGGUUCCAGGUCUCGUAACCUCCAGCACCUGGAGCAACAAACUACCUAGCUCGACGGUAAACCAACGUCCUAGCUUCUACGAAAACACUCCGCCGCCAGUUUAUGUAUCAUCUCUUGCCGAUUUUGAGGAUGAAGGUUACUUCGGAGUCACGCAACGACCCGUUACAAGACCGACCAUUUCUUCCACUGCAAUGUACACGAUCGUCGACAACAGCGUCGUGAGCAAUUAUGCCUCAUCCACAUACUCUCCAUAUGGUCCAACAGCAGGUUACCAAACGAUGACGCGUGUACCUGUUCAUUCUCCCUCCAAUCACAUCUACAUGGAGUCGACAACAAUCAAAAACGAACUCUAUACCACCCCGGACGACAUCAACAAUUUUCCACCUGUACGAAACCCCAACCUGAAUCUAACGGACUCCAUGAUGGGUAAUAUGACCAAAAUUGAAAACUCUGGAAUCAAGGAUGACAAAGUUAACAUGUUGGUCAACAAAAUCGUGGAAUCAUUCAAUGGGAAUUUCGAAGAACUAGAGGCCAUACUUAAGGAAAGAAAGAAUAUUACUUUGAGUUCAACUACGGAUAAGAAUAAAACAACCACACGCAAACCGGUGACCAAGAAAAAGAAGAAACGCCCUAGUGGCAGCAAAAAGCCAUCCAACGGAACAUCAACAUCAACGAACUCAUCGAAAAAACCAACCACCGCGAAACCAACGGUAAUCCAGCAGGACACUGCCUCGCAGACUACGGUCAAACCAUCUCCGAAGCCAUCCAAGAAACCCAGCAAGAAACGACCCAGCAAUUCCACCAAACCAACUUCAUCAUCGUCAUCGAAGCCGGUUGCACCUACCACCCUUUCUGAUCCGACGAAACCUGCGAAACCUUCGAGCACAAAACCAAAACCGUCCAGCUCGUCAACACGCCCAAAACCAACCAGCAGCACCUCCGGUUCGAAGCCCGCUGCGGACGACGCCAAACCUCCAGCGACCACGAAGAAACCAAAUCGCCCCUCGACUUCGAAGAAACCUUCCAAGAAGCCCACCAGCCGACCGACGCUAGCCGACACGGAACCAGUGACGGUAAUUACAACCCGCAAACCGACCAAGGCGACAAAGCGUACUACUAAGCGACCUACGACUACGACCACUAGUACCACGACUACGACGACGGCCCCUGAAGACGAGAUUAUCGAGGAAGAGGAGGAAACCGUGGACGAGGAAGAGGAAGAGGAGGACGUUGGAGAGGAAACGAACGAAACCAUCGAAGGCCAGGCGCAAGGGACACGAAGAAUACUUUGUGGUCAGCGACCACUAAUGAAGAGCGCACGUGUUGUCGGCGGAAAGGCUGCCAAAUUCGGCGAGUGGCCCUGGCAGGUGUUGGUACGGGAAUCGACCUGGCUCGGAUUGUUCACCAAGAAUAAGUGCGGCGGAGUUCUUAUCACGAAUGAAUACGUCAUCACGGCUGCUCACUGUCAACCGGGCUUCCUGGCAUCUUUGGUAGCAGUUUUCGGCGAAUUUGACAUCUCGAGCGACCUAGAAACGAAACGGUCCGUCACGAAGAACGUCAAACGAGUAAUUGUGCACCGGCAGUACGAUGCGGCUACCUUCGAGAAUGAUCUUGCCAUACUGGAACUGGAAAGUCCUAUACACUACGAUGUACAUAUAGUGCCAAUUUGCAUGCCAGCUGAUGAAGCCGACUUCACCGGCCGAAUGGCAACAGUAACCGGUUGGGGACGGUUAACGUACGGUGGUGGAGUGCCUUCAGUACUACAAGAAGUCCAGGUUCCAGUGAUAGAGAACAGUGUCUGCCAAGAGAUGUUCCACAUGGCUGGACACAACAAGAAGAUCCUGCCGUCGUUCGUUUGUGCUGGUUACGCGAACGGCAAGCGAGACUCCUGCGAGGGUGACAGUGGCGGUCCACUAGUGCUGCAGCGUGCGGACGGCCGCUACGAACUGGUCGGAACCGUGUCCCACGGCAUUCGGUGUGCGGCACCGUACCUGCCGGGAGUGUACAUGCGAACGACUUUCUACAAACCGUGGCUUCGAAGUGUCACCGGCGUGAAGUAGGCGUUCAGCGACUGAGGAAAUGGCCUCUUCCCAUCCCUUUCCCCCUCUCCGAAGGUGUUUAAUUAGUUUGUACUGGCGUGGGUAUGCGAGCCAGCGGUGCGUGCAUGAGAGGAACUUUCCGAACGAAUGUGGAAUGGAAAUCGUUGGGCGAUCGAGCGAACGAACGAGUCACUAGCAAAAUUUCUUAGAUAGUUACGUUUUAGGGAACAAAUUGCAAUAAUUUAUCUAGCGAGUAGAUGGAUGUGAUUUGGAGUCAUUGUUAAGAUUAAUUUAUUAUUGUUGUUAGUUAUUAAAUUAUUUAUUUAUUAGUCGGUAAAUGAACAGAACAAACGCAUCAGAUGAACAGUAGAAUCAAGA